UUGAUAACUACGUUUAAUAGUUUAGUACUUUAGCCCAUGACGAGGGUGAAUUCGUUUUAAAAUAUUAUACGUGUUCAUUUUGGUCUCAUUACAUUUUCAUAACUUGUCCAAUUGCGAGUGCUAGUUUUCAUCACUAUGAGAUUUCAAUUGAGAUUGAUUUUUGUAAUACUGAAGUUCGUUUUCUAUUUACCGACAAACGUUAAUGGCCGGGGCGAUGAAGAAGUCGUUGAAGAAUCAUUACAAAGUAGAAAUAUAUCUAAUCAUAAAAAAUUGUACGACACGGUUGUACGCAGACCAACAGCCGCCGAAAUAACCAAUGCGAUAUCGGAUCCGAAUCUUUUUCAAGAAAUUCAAGCUGAAAGUUUGCAUAAGUUCUUCUUUACUGGACAGUAUCCAAGUGGCUUUAUCCAAUUGUUGAACACGUACGAGACAUUGAGUCCUAACCCCAUUAAAUUAAGUGAUGGUGAAAUUUUAAUGCUGACUUUUAAAUAUGACCGCGGAUCGCUGAACAGGAGAAUUGUGACACAAUUGAAAUUUUACCGAAAGAUUCAAGAAAUACAGUGCAUGAGUUAUGUACUUCUAAAUGUCGUCUUACCAAAAGUCAAGGAUGCCGGUUUAAAGAGUGUUUCCGAUUACGUGUACUAUAUGAUAGACAUGUCGUACAAAGGAAAAUUCGUAGUGACCCCUUGGCUUUGGGAUUUGUAUAUAAAACUUUUAGGACUACGGCAGUCCAAAUUAGAUCCCCAAACAUUUUUAGAAACACACUUAACAGGGAUUAACGAAACCCUACAAAAAAUGAUAACGUCGUGUCGAGUAUAUAACUAUCUAAAGGAAGAGUUUGACUACUCCAAUCAAGAUGUGUUGAUGAAAAUGUAUUUGGAUAUGCAUGACCGAUCAUAUCAAUAUUUCAUCGAGAACAACGAAUCUCAAAAACUGUUUAUCCGUACCGUUGAAAAUUUUUUUGUGCGAACCCAUGGAAGAUAAAAGCGGCUUGGUUUCCAGAUCAACUAAAUCUUCAGACUGGCUUUGUCUUUAAUUGGAAGAAUAUAUAUGAUGUACUCCAAAAUGAAAUGGCUUAUAUCAAUGACCAACACGCUAAAAGAGAAUGGAUAACACAACCGUCGAAAUACAUAAAAUAUCACGAAAUAAUUUUGGACGUGGUACUAGCAAAUUUUUACAGUUAUAUUUGGCUGCACUUAGUUGUUUAUCAAAAAACUGGAAUUAAGGCUCUACUAUAUCAUGAAGUGUUUAUAGAUUUAUUAACAGCGAGUAGUGUACUUCAUUUUAUUUAUAUUGAAGACCAAAUACUUAACGAAGUACUAAUUUUACUGAGUCAAAUAUAUUUACCCGACGACGAGAAGAUAAAUGAACUUGUAAACAUAUUAUCAGAGGAAGUAAAUCGUAUUUUGAAAAAUGUUUCUGGUCCAAAUUAUCCACGAUUUAGAAAGGCCAUAAUUCAUGAAGUAUUCGUUAUUGAAAAAAGUGAAAACAAAGUUUCCGAAUUUCUUAAGUACCACGCUAUGAGGUUUGAACAAUUCGUUGAGGAUACUAUAGAUAUUUUAAGUGGAUUCAAUUUAAGUCUUUUGUCAUUUUACAUAAACGGAAACGAAACCGUUGAUUUUGUUUUCCCGAAUAAAGGUACUGUACUAUAAUCUGUAUAAUAAGAAAAACUUAUUUAAACUUUAUUUUAAAACAAUUUAACUGUUUACUAAAUGUAAUAUGCCUCUUUACUAAAAAAAAUAAUGUACGCUUAUUUUGAUUCAUAAUAAAUAUUUUUAUUGCAUUGA
This is a messenger RNA of Adelges cooleyi (spruce gall adelgid), 1787 nucleotides long. RefSeq lists its product as uncharacterized. NCBI's taxonomy places the organism in Eukaryota, Metazoa, Arthropoda, Insecta, Hemiptera, Adelgidae. The coding region runs from base 136 to 984 and encodes 282 amino acids. The record is from RefSeq and is a predicted model, not a curated record. The transcript has 2 exons.